AAUGAAUAAAACCAGUUCCGUUUUGAUGUUGUCGUGUUCCGUUCUUUAGAUAUCCAACCAAACCAAACAUAGAGGCUCAGAGGAGAGUGUGUCCUGUGGAGUCAGUGUUCCAUUCAUACCUUGUUACGCAACGUCGUUCACUUCUUUCUUUCCCCGCUCCAAAAAUGGCGACUCUAUCGAGUUGCACUUUAUUGCCUCUAAACUCCGACUUCCGCUUCAACCCGGUUCGCCGCUCCUUCAGGAACAAAAUCCACUGCCACCGUCUCAAUUCACAUGUAUCCCAAUGGGGAAACUUGAAGCACGUUGGUUUCGAUAGGUUUAGGUGUUUUUCGAUUAACAAUAAAGACGGUGUUGAUGCUGAAGGGGAAACUGGUAACAAUAAUGAUUCUAAACCCAAUGUAACCACCACUUCGCCUGAUGAAGAUAAAUCAACCACUCCUUCCGUUUCUCAAAUGUCAUCUCUGUACUCACUUGAAUCUGUAUACAACGAAGCAAUACUUGAUUCUUUCAAACUCAUGGAACUCCUUGAACCUGAGAAGGUUGAUCCUGCUGAUGUAAAGCUAAUUAAGGAUAAGCUUUUUGGUUAUUCCACCUUUUGGGUGACCAGAGAGGAGCCUUUUGGGGAAUAUGGAGAAGGCGUUCUUUUCAUCGGAAAUUUAAGGGGAAAGAGAGAGGAUGUGUUUUCCAUACUCCAAAAUCGGCUAGUUGAGGCCAUUGGUGAUAAGUACAGGCUUUUUAUGCUGGAGGAACCUGAGUCAGACAGUUAUGAUCCACGGGGUGGUCCACGUGUUAGCUUUGGUUUGGCACUGAAGGAGGUUUUUGAGCCCAAGGGAACCACACUUUGGGAAUAUGUCAUUGCAUCUUUGUUGUUUUUUCUCACCAUUGGUACCUCAGUGGAGCUAGGAAUUGCAUCUCAGAUCAGCAGACUUCCCCUAGAACUUGUGAAAUUCUUGAAAGAUCCUAACUAUACGCAAGUCCCGGAUAUGGAGCUGCUAUAUCCAUUUGUUGACUCAGCUUUACCUGUAGCAUAUGGUGUCUUGGGGGUUCUUUUAUUUCAUGAAGUUGGACACUUUUUAGCUGCGUUUCCCAAACGAGUAAAAUUAGGCAUUCCUUUCUUCAUUCCCCAUAUCACACUUGGCAGCUUUGGUGCUAUUACUCAGUUUAAGUCCGUCCUUCCUGAUAGAAGUACACAAGUAGACAUAUCACUUGCGGGUCCCUUUGCUGGUAGUGUGUUAUCAUUUUCAAUGUUUGCCGUUGGUCUUCUUCUUUCAUCAAAUCCAGAUGCAGCUGGAGAUUUGGUGCAAGUUCCUAGCACGCUGUUUCAAGGUUCCUUGCUACUUGGUUUGAUCAGUAGAGCGACUCUUGGUUAUGCAGCAAUUCAUGCUGCAACAGUUUCAAUUCAUCCUCUCGUGAUUGCAGGAUGGUGUGGUUUAACCAUCCAAGCUUUUAACAUGCUUCCAGCGGGGUGCCUUGAUGGUGGCAGGUCUGUGCAGGGUGCUUUUGGAAAAUGUGCACAAGGGGUCUUUAGUUUGACCACUUAUUUACUGCUAGGGUUGGGAGUGCUCGGCGGACCUCUUUCCCUUGCUUGGGGAUGUUUUGCUAUAUUUGCGCAGAUGUCACCGGAGAAACCAUGCUUAGACGAUGUGACAGAAGUUGGAACAUGGAGACAGAGUUUUGUGGCGGUUGCUAUUUUUCUUGCUGUCUUGACUCUUCUGCCUGUUUCGGAUGAGCUUGCAGAUGAGCUUGGCAUAGGUCUUGUAAACACAUUUCAGUUUUAAUGGUUGUGUGUAGUGAAAUGAAUAUAUAGGAAAAUCAUUACCAAAGGAGAGUCUAAUUCAAUUUUAUACAACCCCUUGUGACACAACUAUUGUUAACACGAGUAUUAUUGUGUAAAGAAAAAGAAUAUUAUAGGCCAUUUAUUUAGAAAGAACUUAACAUUUCGAAUUC
Messenger RNA from Lathyrus oleraceus (garden pea), 1947 nucleotides. Its product is annotated as probable zinc metalloprotease EGY1, chloroplastic. NCBI's taxonomy places the organism in Eukaryota, Viridiplantae, Streptophyta, Magnoliopsida, Fabales, Fabaceae. Gene Ontology annotation, biological process: proteolysis. The coding region runs from base 165 to 1778 and encodes 537 amino acids. The transcript is spliced from 10 exons. The record is from RefSeq and is a predicted model, not a curated record.